Molecule: messenger RNA, 6065 nt
Organism: Nerophis ophidion (straightnose pipefish)
Lineage: Eukaryota; Metazoa; Chordata; Actinopteri; Syngnathiformes; Syngnathidae
Product: protein mono-ADP-ribosyltransferase PARP16-like
Exons: 7
Coding region: 150-1136 (328 amino acids)
Biological process (GO): endoplasmic reticulum unfolded protein response
Cellular component (GO): endoplasmic reticulum tubular network; nuclear envelope; intracellular anatomical structure
Molecular function (GO): NAD+ poly-ADP-ribosyltransferase activity; kinase binding; protein serine/threonine kinase activator activity
Source: RefSeq, a predicted model, not a curated record
UAUACAUGUAGUAUCAAUACAAAAGUUUCCAAAUGUACGACAUAUUACGCGAUGGCGUAUUUUACAAAUCACCUAUGAACGCAGCACUGUCGAUGGCUGACGUUUGUUUCCCUUUGUUGCCAUGAGUUGAGCAAACUUAAGUCCUGGGAAUGCAGCCGCCGCUUCCAUCCGAGGUGGUCCGAGAGUUGGUGUGCUCCUGUCUGCACAGAGAUCCCGUCGCGGCAGAUCUUCGUUGCAGCCUGUUUGUUGCUGCUGCUCAGAACUACAAGAAGGACUCUUUGCUUCGACCCUUCCCUCCUCGAUACGUACAUGAUGACACUAAAGACUUUGAUGCACUGUUGACAGAUGUGAAUUCCUUCCCUGGUGUGAGAGACUUGGUAAGACUGCGACCAGGAGAGCGAGAGCACCACGUAGCCUUGGCACACUGGAUUCUCUCUUCCAAGAGCUUUGCUGUCAAGACACUACAAAGAGACGAGUAUGGCAAACUUUGUUCCCUGACAGAAAAUGACAGCCUUGCUGCACCUGCGCCAGACUUCCUGUUUGAGCUGGAGUACUGCCAGCAGUUGAAUGCAAGGUUUGACCGGAUGAGAGCAGACCGAGAUGUCUUCUACGCCUUCCAUGGGAGUCGCCUGGAAAACUUUCACUCCAUCAUUCACAACGGGCUGCACUCUCACCUCAACAAGAACUCAGUGUUUGGAGAGGGCACCUACCUCACCAGUGACCUCAGCUUAGCCGUCCUUUACAGUCCCCACAGCAGUGGUUGGCAGGAAAGCCUCCUGGGUCCACUUCUCAGCUGUGUUGCCUUGUGUGAAGUCAUCGAUCACCCAGAUGUUAAGUGUCAGGUGAAGAAAAAAGACUCUGAAAUCCUUGACCGUCAACGUUCACGGGCCAAAAACAGCGAAGGAGGCGACGUGCCACAGAAAUACUUUGUGGUCACAAACAAUCAGCUCUUACGUGUCAAGUACCUGUUGGUUUACUCUCAGAGGAGAUACCUGUCCAGACAUUCCCGCAGUAAUUCCUGGUUCCUGAGACACCACUUUGCCAUCAUGAUGAGUCUCUACCUUCUGCUGCUCAUAUUCAUUGGCACCUUCAACUCCAACGCCUUCAUAUCCUUUUGGAACCGACAAUUCAGAUGACAAGACAAAAAAAACCCCAAAAAACUAACUGACUCGGGUCUUUAUCCACUGUGCCUUCCUGGUCAGACCCCAACUGGAGGCCUCGACUCACUGACUCAUUUCCUACUCGUAGUGAACACAUGACUUCUUCCAACUGUCGUCGCUGUGCAGACACGGGAACUAAAUUGUCAGCAGAUGUAACCGUCUGACUCAGGACUGGGCAAUUGUUUUGACUCAGGGGGCCACAUUUAUAUAUAAAAUAUAUAUACAAACCUCGUGUCCAUAUGAGUUGGGAAAUUGUGUUAGAUGUAAAUAUAAACAGAAUACAAUGAUUUGCUAAUCCUUUUCAACCCAUAUUCAGUUGAAUAUGCUACAAAGACAACAUAUUUGAUGUUCAAACUCAUAAACUUUUUGUUGUUGUUGCAAAUAAUCAUUAAGUUUAGAAUUUGAUGCCAGCAACAUGUGACAAAGAAGUUGGGAAAGGUAGCAAUAAAUACUGAUAAAGUUGAGGAAUGCUCAUCAAACACUUAUUUGGAACAUCCCACAGGUGUGCAGGCUAAUUGGGAACAGGUGGGUGCCAUGAUUGGCUAUAAAAACAGCUUCCCAAAAAAUGCUCAGUCUUUCACAAGAAAAGAUGGGGCGAGGUACACCCCUCUGUCCACAACUGCGUGAGCAAAUAGUCAAACAGUUUAGGAACAACCUUUCUCAAAGUGCAAUUGCAAGAAAUUUAGGGAUUUCAACAUCUACGCUCCAUAAUAUCAUCAAAAGGUUCAGAGAAUCUGGAGAAAUCACUCCACGUAAGCGGCAUGGCCGGAAACCAACAUUGAAUGACCGUGACCUUCCAUCCCUCAGCUGGCACUGUAUCAAAAACCCACAUCAAUCUCUAAAGGAUAUAACCACAAGGGCUCAGGAACACUUUAGAAAACCACUUUCACUGAACACAGUUGGUCUCUACAUCUGUAAGUGCAAGUUAAAGCUCUACUAUGCAAAGCAUAAGCCAUUUAUCAACAACAUCCAGAAACACCGCCGGCUUCUCUGGGCCCGAGAUCAUCUAAGAUGUGGAAAAAGUGUUUGUGGUCUGACGUGUCCACAUUUCAAAUUGUUUUUGGAAAUAUUCGACAUCGUGUCAUCUGGACCAAAGAGGAAGCGAAUCAUCCAGACUGUUAUCGACGCAAAGUUCAAAAAGCCAGCAUGUGUGAUGGUAUGGGGGUGCAUUAGUGCCCAAGGCAUGGGUAACUUACACAUCUGUGAAGGCACCAUUAAUGCUGAAAGGUACAUACAGGUUUUGGAGCAACGUAUGUUGUCUCCCAUGGAAAAUGUGUGGCGCAUUAUGAAGCGUAAAAUAGGACAGCGGAGACCCCGGACUGUUGAAGGACUGAAGCUCUACAUAAAACAAGAAUGGGAAAGAAUUUCACUUUCAAAGCUUCAGCAAUUAGUUUCCUCAGUUCCCAAAUGUUUAUUGAGUGUUGUUAAAAGAAAAGGUGAUGUAACACAGUGGUGAACAUGCCCUUUCCCAACUACUUUGGCACGUGUUGCAGCCAUGAAAUUCUAAGUUAUUUGCAAAAAAUAAAUACAUUUUAUGAGUUAGAACAUCAAAUAUGUUGUCUUUGUAGCAUAUUCAACUGAAUAUGGGUUGAAAAGGAUUUGCAAAUCAUUGUAUUCUGUUUAUAUUUACAUCCAACACAAUUUCCCAACUCAUAUGGAAAGUAAGUUUGUAAAAAAAAAAAAAGCCUAUUAUGAAGGAUAAAACACUGAAUAUUGAAAAAAUAUGAACAUCACACCCCCUUUUGAUCGACAUAUUUUACAAUCAAGUGAAACGCAAUAAAAAUGCAGCAAACCGUGAAAUAUGAACGUGAAGGGUACAAAAUAAAGCCACCUACAAUCUAUAUCUGAUAUAUCACUAAGCUUUAAAAUUUUGUUUUGAAAAUCUCUUUCCAUGUCUGUGGAAACACUUCCUGUCUGAGCUGCUGCGACGUAGAUGACCAUAGUAACUCAUUACAUGACCAUAGUAACUCAUUACAUGACCACAGUAACUAAUUAGAUGACCAUAGUAACUAAUUACAUGACCAUAAUAACUAAUUAGAUGACCAUAGUAACUAAUUACAUGACCAUAGUAAUUAAUUAGAUGACCAUAGUAACUAAUUAGAUGACCAUUGUAACUAAUUAGAUGACCAUAGUAACUCAUUACAUGACCAUAGUAACUCAUUAGAUGACCAUAAUAACUAAUUAGAUGACCAUAAUAAUUACAUGACCAUAGUAACUAAUUAGAUGACCAUAGUAACUAAUUAGAUGAGCAUAGUAACUAAUUACAUGACCAUAAUAACUAAUUAGAUGACCAUAGUAACUCAUUAGAUGACCAUAGUAACUAAUUAGAUGACCAUAAUAGAUGACCAUAGUAACUCAUUAGAUGACCGUAAUAACUCAUUAGAUGACCAUAGUAACUGAUUACAUAAACAUAGUAACUAAUUAGAUAAACAUAGUAACUAAUUAGAUGACCAUAAUAACUAAUUACAUGACCAUAAUAACUCAUUAGAUGACCAUAAUAACUCAUUAGAUGACCAUAGUAACUAAUUAGAUAAACAUAGUAACUAAUUAGAUAAACAUAGUAACUAAUUAGAUGACCAUAGUAACUAAUUAGAUAAACAUAGUAACUAAAUAGAUAAACAUAGCAACUAAUUAGAUAAACAUAGUAACUCAUUAGAGGACCAUAGUAACUCAUCAGAUAAACAUAGUAACUAAUUAGAUAAACAUAGUAACUCAUUAGAUAAACAUAGUAACUACUCACAUUAACAUAGUAACUAACUAGAUGACCAUAGUAACUAAUUAUAUGACCAUUGUAACUAAUUAGUUGACCAUAGUAACUAAUUACAUGACCAUAGUAACUAAUUACAUGGCCAUAGUAACUAAUUAGAUGACCAUAGUAACUAAUUACAUGACCAUAGUAACUAAUUACAUGACCAUAGUAACUCAUUACAUGACCAUAAUAACUCAUUAGAUGACCAUAGUAACUCAUUAGAUGACCAUAGUAACUCAUUAGAUGAGCAUAGUAACUCAUUAGAUGACCAUAGUAACUCAUUAGAUGACCAUAGUAACUCAUUAGAUGACCAUAGUAACUCAUUAGAUGACCAUAGUAACUCAUUAGAUGACCAUAGUAACUCAUUAGAUGACCAUAGUAACUCAUUAGAUGAGCAUAGUAACUCAUUAGAUGACCAUAGUAACUCAUUAGAUGACCAUAGUAACUCAUUAGAUGACCAUAGUAACUCAUUAGAUGACCAUAGUAACUCAUUAGAUGACCAUAGUAACUAGUAUAUAAUCCCAAAGCGCAGAUUCCAUGCAUUGAAAUACUUAGUAUAGUUGAAGACUUGUGGUCAUUAUAAAAGAUGAGUGCACAUCAUAAUGGCAGCUACACUUUACAUCUUAAACAUCUAAACAAAGGAUUUGGGAAUAUCCGGGGGGCCGCAUGUGGCCCCGGGCCUUCAUUGCCCAGGUCUGGUCUGACUUCUUCCUUUUUAAUAUGUCUGUGUAAAAAUAAAAGUACAGCACAGUCUACCAAGUUAAAAACCUCUUUUGGGUUGUGAAAUGAAUCACCUGUGCAGAUUUGUAAAGAAAAGUCUUCCUCCCAUUGACCAAAGCUGUCAUGCAUGACUUGACACGAGAUCUACUACACACCUUGCUGGACUUGACACGAGAUCUACUACACAUGCAUGACUUGACACGAGAUCUACUACACACCUUGCAUGAUUUGACACGAGAUCUACUACACAUGCAUGACUUGACACGAGAUCUACUACACACCUUGCAUGACUUGACACGAGAUCUACUACACACCUUGCAUGACUUGACACGAGAUCUACUACACAUGCAUGACUUGACACGAGAUCUACUACACACCUUGCUGGACUUGACACGAGAUCUACUACACACCUUGCAUGACUUGACACGAGAUCUACUACACACCUUGCUGGACUUGGAGGCAGCAAGCAUAGGAUUAUUCAACACUUGGCGAGAUCACAGCGGGACAAUAUUUCUCAACCACAGUCGCAAAUGAGAUCUUUGUUUUGUUCACUUUAUUAAAAGACUGUAUUCUUCUUAUAAGUACUAUUGAUUCACUUCCAGUAUGUACAGUUGUGCUCAUAAGUUUACAUACCCAUGAUUUCUUGGCCAUUCUUCAGAGAAUAGAAAUGACAACACAAAAACCUUUCUUCCACUCAUGCUAAACAGUUGUGGGAAGAUAUUUAUUGGCAAACAACUGGGUUUACUCUUUUUAAAUGAAAAUGACAAAAGAAAGUGAUGAAAGUUGACAUAGCGCAGUUGUUAACACCGCGUUUUGCCCCCUUUGAUGUCAAUGACAGCUUAAAGUCUUUCGUGGUAGUUGUGGACACGGUUCUUUAUUUUCUCAGAUGGCAAAGCUUCUUGGCAAAAAGAAUGAUAACUUGUGUUGUCAUUCAUAUUCUCUGAAGAAUGGCCAAGAAGUCCAAUAUUCUCCCAGGGAAUGAUCUCUCAUGAGCACAACUGUAAGUGUUGGACCACUUCCGGGUGACUCAACUUAUCUGCUUGAUUACGCAUUCUUUCCACUGAUUGUCAAUAAAGGGCAAAAUCUAAUGACUAUGAAAAUCAAAGACAACCUUAAUUAUUUUAUCAGUAUUAGACUUAUUUAAUUUAUGCAAAUUCAACUGUUAACAUUUUUAGUUAAAAUUCCUGAAUGAAGCAACCGUCAAAUGCAUAUUAUGUUCAUUCUUCGGUCAUGCAUGGAAAAACAUUUCAAAACCCACUUGCAUUGUUUAGUGACUCGGUUAAAUAGAAUUCAGUGGAACCUUGAUUUACAAACUUCUGAAUUGGUUCUUGUGAUGGAGUCUUGCUGUCUUGUGGCUUCCAUGGACCAGCAAAUAGAGACAUUCUCUAGCACGGUUGUGACUUUGUUGAUGUUUUCAAAUAAAAACCUCAGUCCAG